Messenger RNA from Chaetomium fimeti, 3333 nucleotides. RefSeq names its product P-loop containing nucleoside triphosphate hydrolase protein. The coding region runs from base 81 to 3041 and encodes 986 amino acids. The record is from RefSeq and is a predicted model, not a curated record. Gene Ontology annotation, molecular function: GTPase activity; GTP binding; U5 snRNA binding. Gene Ontology annotation, cellular component: U4/U6 x U5 tri-snRNP complex; cytosol; U2-type catalytic step 2 spliceosome. The transcript is spliced from 5 exons. Gene Ontology annotation, biological process: mRNA splicing, via spliceosome. Lineage: Eukaryota; Fungi; Ascomycota; Sordariomycetes; Sordariales; Chaetomiaceae.
CCUUACAUCACUGCACGCGACGCGACGGGAAAGCGACCUUGGGGCCAUUCGAAAACGAGACAUCAAUUUUUCCCGCAACCAUGGAUGACGAUCUUUAUGACGAGUUUGGAAACUUCAUUGGCGAGGAGGUAGAGGCCUCUGAAGAAGAAUCCGAACAUGGCGUGGACGUGGGAAACUUUGCCUAUGGCGAGUAUCCCGAGGAAGCCCAAGAAGCUCCCGUCGAGGAGCAGAUGGAACUUGACGAUGAAGGGCCUUCAAACGCAGUCAUCCUCCACGAAGACAAGCAGUACUACCCGACAGCGGCGCAAGUGUACGGGGAGGGAGUCGAGACAUUGGUGGAAGAGGAGGAUGCACAACCCCUAACACAGCCCAUCAUCGCCCCGGUCGAACAGAAGAAGUUCAGUAUCGAGGAGGCCGACCUACCGCAGGUGUACUUCGACCGCAGCUUCAUGACCGACCUCAUGAAUUUCCCAGAGCAGAUCCGGAACGUCGCAUUGGCGGGGCAUCUGCACCACGGCAAGACAGCAUUGAUGGACAUGCUGGUCCUGGAGACACAUGCGAUCACAGAACGGUUAGACAAGCGGACGGGAAAGAAGCGGGACGAGCAACUCCGAUACACCGAUGUUCAUGUCCUCGAGCGGGACCGGGGACUGUCGACCAAGGCCGCGCCCAUGAGCUUGGUCCUUCCGAGCACGAAAGGAAAAUCGCAUCUCGUCAACAUCAUCGACACUCCAGGGCAUGUGGAUUUCGUCGAUGAGGUAGCGGCAUCCUUGCGGCUGGUGGAUGGCGUGUGCUUGGUGGUGGACGUGGUGGAAGGAGUGCAGGUCAACACGGAGCAGAUCAUCAAACACGCGGUCCUCGAGGAUAUCCCACUUACGCUGAUCGUCAACAAGAUGGACCGGCUAAUACUGGAGCUGAAACUGCCACCCAACGACGCGUACUACAAGCUGAAGCACGUCAUCGAGGAAGUCAACACCGUUAUUGAGAACACAAUACCGGGACGGGGCGCGGAGAGGAGGAUAAGCCCUGAAAAGGGGAAUGUGCUAUUUGCCUGUGCUUCCAUGGGCUGGUGCUUCACUUUGGCGUCUUUCGCCAAGAUGUACUCUGACAGCUUCGGCGGCGUCAACAUCGACGAAUUUGCGCGGCGGUUGUGGGGAGACGUCUACUUCAACCCGCGGAAACGGAAUUUCACCAGGAAACCCGUUGAGGCGGAAGCCAGGCGAGCGUUCGUCAACUUUAUUCUGGAACCGAUAUACAAGCUAUACUCCCACACCAUCAGUGAGAGCCCGGAGGACCUGAAGGAGACGUUGGAGAAGCUCGGAAUCCAGCUCAAGCCGUCUCAAUACAAGUCGGACCCGAAAGUGCUCCUGAAACUGGUCUGCGAGCAGUUUUUCGGGCCAUCAACCGGAUUCGUCGAUAUGGUAUGCCAGCAUGUCCCCUCGCCGGCGGAGGCUGCCGAGAAGAAGCUAUCACAGUACUACACCGGACCGUUGGACACCAAGGUGGCAGAGUCGAUGAAGAAGUGUGACCAAAACGGGCCACUGGUAAUCCACGUAACGAAACUCUUCAACACGGCCGAUGCCAAGAGCUUCUACUCGUUUGGGCGCGUGAUGAGCGGUAUCGUGCGGCCGGGCACCGAAGUCCGGGUCCUCGGUGAAGGCUACUCGAUCGACGACGAGGAAGACAUGGUGCUGGGGAGAGUCUCCGACGUCCUCAUCGGCGAGACACGAUACAACAUCCCCACCGACGGUGUUCCCGCAGGCAACUGGGUCCUGCUAGGAGGUGUUGACAACUCCAUCGUCAAGACCGCCACCAUCGUCGACAAGAAGUUUGAGGACGAUGAGGACGCUUACAUCUUCAAGCCGCUAUCUCACUUCACCGAGUCCGUUCUCAAGGUCGCGGUCGAACCCAUUAACCCUUCCGAACUUCCUAAGAUGCUUGACGGCAUCAGAAAGAUCAACAAGAGCUACCCCUUAAUCACAACGAAAGUGGAAGAGUCCGGCGAGCACAUCAUUCUCGGCACCGGCGAACUGUACAUGGACUGCGUACUGCAUGACCUGCGGCGACUCUAUGCCGACAUGGAAGUUAGGGUGUCAGAUCCUGUCGUCCGGUUCUGCGAGACAGUACAGGACAUGUCGGCCACGAAAUGCUAUGCCAUCACGCCCAACAAGAAGAACACCAUCACCAUGGCGGCAGAGCCCUUGGACGACGGGAUCGCCAAGGACAUCGAGUCAGGUGCGGUCAGGAUACGGGAUCCGAUGCGCAAGACAGCCAAGUUCUUUGAAGAGAAGUAUGGAUGGGACAUUCUCGCCGCCAGAAGCAUCUGGGCGUUCGGUCCCGACGAGAUGGGGCCAAACAUUCUGCAGGAUGACACGCUGCCAGGAGAGGUCGACAAGAAACGGCUGAACACGGUCAAGGAGUCGAUCCGCCAGGGGUUCAGUUGGGCGGCUCGUGAAGGGCCGCUUUGCGAAGAACCCAUACGCAACACCAAAUUCCGACUCAUCGACGUCGCCCUCGCCCAAGAGGCCAUCUUCCGCGGCGGCGGCCAAAUCAUCCCCACCACACGCCGCGCCUGCUACUCCUCCUUCCUGAUGGCCUCGCCGCGGCUCAUGGAACCCAUGUACUCGGUGUCGAUGACGGGCCCGCAGGACUCCGUCAGCACAGUGUACAACAUCCUGGCGCGCCGCCGCGGGCAUGUCCUGUCGGACGGCCCCAUCGCGGGGACACCCCUCUACCGCGUGGACGGCCUGCUGCCCGUGAUCGACUCGUUCGGCUUCGAGACCGACCUGCGCAUCAACACGCCCGGUCGCGCCAUGGUCAGCCUGGUCUUUGACCGCUGGAACGUCGUGCCCGGGGACCCGCUCGAUCGGGAGGCGGUCACGCGCCCGCUGCAGAUGGCGAACCCGCUGGGCACCGCGAGGGACUUUGUGCUCAAGACGCGCCGCCGCAAGGGGCUGAGCGAGGAUGUGACGGUGGCCAAGUUUUUGGAGGCCGAGUUUUAUCAGAAGUUGGUCGAGGAGGGCACUUUGGAUGGCGCUUGAGGCGGCUGCCCCUGGGCCUGUGGUUCACAUCUAUCUGUCUGGUGUUGGGGCGUUCAAAUGGGCAGAAGGCUGUAGAGGGUUAAUGCAACUGUUGACUAUGUCCGUCUGGUCUGGAGAGAUCGUGACCUUGUGAGCGUGGCUAUCUCUCCGUGGUUCCUACAACGGAUGUGGCGGCAAUGGAAGCCACCGGGCCAUCGUGAUGCUCCCCCGCCAGGCUGUCGUGAUGUCGUUGGCAAGUCUCGGGUAGGGAGGCUUCCGUCUUCCUCCUUCGCUCGGGACCGAGAUGAGAUGU